Molecule: messenger RNA, 1578 nt
Organism: Striga hermonthica
Lineage: Eukaryota; Viridiplantae; Streptophyta; Magnoliopsida; Lamiales; Orobanchaceae
Source: the annotation of a GenBank genome assembly
AUGCGUCCAAAUUAUCCUCUCAAGUCUCGUGUCACUGUUAGAAAGGAAAUCAUGGAGUGUUAUUCGGCUGAAAGAGAUAAGUUGUAUGAACACUUCAAAACCAUUCAAAGCCGGUUUAGUGCAACGAUGGAUAUGUGGACAUCCAACCAGAAUAAGGGUUAUAUGUGUGUCACCCUUCAUUGGGUUGAUGAUGAUUGGAAAAUUCAGAAGAGGAUUAUCAAUUUCCUCCAUGUUGAAGGGCGACACACCGGUGAGAGGUUGUCUUAUACGGUUAGUUCUUGUCUUUUAAAAUGGUAUGUUGAGAAAAAGAUGUUCUCUUUGACUUUGGAUAAUGCUUCUGCAAAUGAGGUUGCUGUUAAGGAUCUAAUUAUAGAGCUCAAGAAGCAUAGCAAUUUAGUAUGUGAUGGGCUAUUUUUUCAUGUGAGAUGUGCUAAUCACAUCAUGAAUUUGGUUGUUAGAGAUGGUAUGCGUGUGAUUUCUGAUGUAACUGAAAAGAUUAGGGCAUUUGUACUUGCUGUUAAGGGGUCUACAUUACAGUGGGAGGAGUUCCAAAAGUGUGCUGUUGAAUGUGGGACUGCUUUUGCGAGGUUGACUUCCAUUGACCGCCACAGGUAUGGUAGUAUUGCUCCUUCAUAUCAUGAAUGGGAUAAGGCACAAAUUUUGAUUCCCUUCUUGAAAAAAUUCUUUGAGCUUACUGAGAUAUUCUCUGGUACUACCUAUCCAACGGCGAACCUAUUUUUUAGAGGCUUUUGUGAGAUUAAGAUAUUGCUAGCUGAUUGGUGCAUUAGUAAGGAUACCACUAUUUGUGGAAUGGCAAAUGCUAUGAGUGUCAAGUUUGAUAAGUACUGGAAGAAGUCUAAUAUUGCACUUGCUGUAGCAAAUGUUCUUGAUCCUAGGUUCAAGAGAAGAAUUGUAGAAUUUUACUUGCGAAAGUUCUAUAAUAAUUCCUACCAAGCUGAACUUGAAAAAUUCAAUGGUAUCCUAAGGAAGAUGUUUCAAUGCUAUGUUUCUGCUGCACCUUCUUCUUCAAAGAGCAAUAAAGAAGAUGAAGAACCAUUGGCAGAUCUAUUUAUGGGAAGCAACAACAUAGAUGAUGAGCUUGAUAACUACCUAUUUGAAAGUGACUCAUAUGAUGCUGAUGGAGAGUUCAGUGAAUUGGAAAGGUACUUAGCAGAACCACCAUUGAAGACCACUAAAGCCAACCAGAACAUGUUUGACAUUUUAGCAUGGUGGAAAUCUCAUAAGGAAGAGUAUCCUGUCCUGUCCCGACUUACUCGUGAUGUGUUGACAAUUCAAGUUUCAACCGUUGCAUCUGAAUCUGCAUUUAGUGCUGGUGGUCGUGUCAUUGAUCCAUAUCGCAGCCGACUUGAUCCUGACAUGGUACAAGCUCUUGUUUGCACUAAGGACUGGAUAAUAGCUACUAGAAAAGGUUCUAAGAAUGUUUCUUCGCUGCCUGGUGACCUUGAUGUUCUUGAAGCCAUUAAGAAUAAUCUAAUGUUUGAGGAUGAAUUCUCAGAAAUGGGACGUGAUGACGAUGUGGCAAUUGAUAAUGAUGAUUUGCCUGAGAUUCAGUUGUAG